AUGCCCCGCCGCAGACGUCCCCCUCGCCCCGGCGCCCUCGCAGACCUCGCUCCCCUCCGCAUCCUGACCCAGAUCGCGCUCCUCCAAGUCCUCUACUAUGCGUGCGCAGCCGUACUCAUCCUCUUCACGGCGCUCGUCGCUGGGAAGGAGCUCAGUCUGGACCUCCUCCUCAGCUGGCGCAGCCUGCGCGGCGACAUCACCGUCGGCUGGAUGUUGGGGCUGGUCUGGAUGCUGAAUAGUUUGAUAUGUGUUGUGUUUCUCCUCCUCUUCAUCGCCCGCUCCAAACUCAUCCCGGAUUUCGCGUGCACGAUCCACUUCCUCCAUCUUGUGGUUACUUCGUUCUACUCGCACUCGAUACCGACGAAUCUGUUCUGGUGGGCGCUCCAGAUCGCGAGCGCGAGCCUCAUGACGUUCCUGGGCAUUUGGGCGUGCCAGUGGAGGGAGCUGAAGCCGAUCAAUUUCGGCGGCGGCGGCGGCCCGAAUCGAGCGGCACGGGCAAAUGCUGUGGCAGCAGGCGCUCAAGAAGAUGAGGGUAUUGGGUUUGGUCGCGGUCGUGGGAGGGGAAGGGGAAGAGAUGGGGGCGGGGAGUAUGAGAUGGUUGGGAUGAAAGAAGGCGAUGCGAAUGUGUAA
Messenger RNA from Coniosporium apollinis CBS 100218, 630 nucleotides. RefSeq lists its product as uncharacterized. Gene Ontology annotation, biological process: protein localization to Golgi apparatus; Golgi to plasma membrane protein transport; Golgi to endosome transport. Gene Ontology annotation, cellular component: trans-Golgi network; Golgi membrane. The transcript has 2 exons. The coding region runs from base 1 to 630 and encodes 209 amino acids. NCBI's taxonomy places the organism in Eukaryota, Fungi, Ascomycota, Dothideomycetes. The record is from RefSeq and is a predicted model, not a curated record.